Messenger RNA from Tinamus guttatus (white-throated tinamou), 1446 nucleotides. NCBI's taxonomy places the organism in Eukaryota, Metazoa, Chordata, Aves, Tinamiformes, Tinamidae. The record is from RefSeq and is a predicted model, not a curated record.
AUGGGGCUGUGCCGGGGGACAAGGGCCCCCGGGGGCUCUGCUUUGCUCCUGCUGCUGGCCCUGGGAUGUGUCUGGAUGCCCACGGGCGCCCGGCGGCCCCCUCGGCCGCCCCCCUGUCCCCCGAGCUGCUCCUGCACCCGUGACACAGCCUUUUGCGUGGACUCCAAGGCCAUCCCCAGGAACCUGCCCCCCGAGGUCAUCUCGCUGACCAUGGUGAACGCGGCGUUCUCGGAGAUCCGCGAGGCCGCCUUCGCCCACAUCCCGUCGCUGCAGUUCCUGCUGCUCAACUCCAACAAGCUGGCGCUCAUCGGCGACGGCUGGCUGGAGACGACCAACACGACGGUGCCCGCCGUCUUCUGCAGCAGCCCCGGGCAGCGGCAGGGCCAGCGCAUCCGCGACCUGGCGCUCGCCGACUUCGAGUGCAUCACGACGGACUUCGUGGUGCACCAGGUGCUGCCCUUCCAGGCGGUGUCGGCCGAGCCCUUCACCUACGCCAGCGACCUGUACCUGGCCCUGGCGCAGCCCGGCGCCAGCAGCUGCACCGUGCUCAAGUGGGACUACGUGGAGCGCAAGCUGCGCGACUUCGACCGCAUCCCCGCCCACUCGGCCGUGCACUGCAAGCCCAUCGUGGCGCACGAGCAGCUCUACGUGGUGGUGGCGCAGCUCUUCGGGGGCUCCUACAUCUACCGCUGGGACACCACGGUGGACAAGUUCAUCAAGAUCCAGGACAUCGACAGCCAGAAGACCCGCAAGCCCAACGACAUCGAGGCCUUCCAGAUCGAGGGCGACUGGUACUUCGUCAUCGCCGACAGCUCCAAGGCGGGUUCCACCAGCCUCUACCGCCUCAGCCAGAACGGCUUCUACUCCCACCAGGCGCUGCACGCCUGGCACCGCGACACCGACGUGGAGUACGUGGAGAACGAGGGCAAACCGCGGCUCAUCAUCUCCAGCAGCUCCCAGGCGCCCGUCAUCUACCAGUGGAACCGGGCGCAGAAGCAGUUCGCGCCGCAGGGCGAGGUGGGCGACGUGCUCGACGUGCAGAUGGUCAAGCACUUCAAGGCCAAGCGGGACCAUUUCCUCUGCCUCAGCCGCUACAUCGGCGACUCCAAGGUGGUGCGCUGGGAAGGGCAGCGCUUCGUGGAGCUGCAGACGCUGCCGUCCCGCGGCUCCAUGGUGAUGCAGCCCUUCGCCGUGGGGCAGCGCCAGUACCUGGCCCUGGGCAGUGACUUCUCCUUCACGCACGUCUACCUGUGGGAGGAGGAGAAGCAGAAGUUCGCCAAGUUCCAGGAGCUGUCGGUGCAGGCGCCGCGCGCUUUCCGCUACGUGCCGGCCGCCGACGUGCAGCUCCUGCUGGCCCCCAGCUUCAAGGCCAACACGCUGGUCUACCGGCACGUGGUGGUGGAUCUCAGCCUCUAGAGGGAAUGGGGGGCAGCAGGGCAGCCCCCC